Cyprinus carpio (common carp) is the source of this 1884-nucleotide messenger RNA. RefSeq names its product complexin-4-like. Gene Ontology annotation, biological process: neurotransmitter transport; synaptic vesicle exocytosis; regulation of neurotransmitter secretion. Gene Ontology annotation, molecular function: syntaxin binding. Gene Ontology annotation, cellular component: terminal bouton; SNARE complex. The record is from RefSeq and is a predicted model, not a curated record. Lineage: Eukaryota; Metazoa; Chordata; Actinopteri; Cypriniformes; Cyprinidae.
CUACAGUUUUCUCAGCAGACAAGAUUUGAAGAACUGCAGAAGCAUCUCUUGUUUGCAGGUUAAUACAGUGUAUCAAUUCAUAGUUCCUGUUCUUCAUCUGUAGGACACAUAAACAGGUUUAUCUUUGCUGGGCUCACAAGGGGUUUAAAUGAAAAAUCGGUAACCGGUUGGUUGCGAUGCAUUGGUCAGUCCCUCAUUAAGUAAUGUGAUUAGCAGUCAGUGGGUGGAUGUAACGAACAUGACGUCAACAAUGGAGACUGCCCUAAUCUGCAAAACACAGAUUUCAUAGUUUUCAAGUUUUCUCCUAAUGUUUUUCCUCUAGUUAGAGCUUUUGAUCGAUAAAUGCAUUGAGUUCUUUCACUUUUAUUGUGUGGAAAAGAGAAAGCCACAGCCAUCUGCCUCUCAGUGUAGAUGGCCACAUCUUAAUCCAGAUUAUGGCUGCAGCAUAAACGUGUUGUUUUUUUUUUUUUUCUGGCCGCCAUUACUAGUCAACGGUGUGUCCUUGAUAACAGACAGGCAGGUCGGUUAGCCUAGCUCCAAUUAGACCACCAGCAAACCAUCUGAGGGACUUCUGUGGACUUUCACCUAAAGAUUUCAGGAAAUCGCAACUUGACGUCAACCUUGAGACUCCAUCGGGGGGUGGAGAAAUGGCAUUUCUAAUCAAAAGUAUGGUGGGGAAUCCACUGAAGGGAAUGGGAUUUGGAGGAGGAGAGGAAAAGGCUGAGGCAGAAACCCCCAAGGACCCUGCAGCGGCCGCCGGUAUGACUAGAGAAGAAUAUGAGGAGUACCAGAAACAGCUAGUGGAGGAGAAAAUGGAAAGAGAUGCAGACUUCUUGCACAAGAAAGCAGAAAGGGCGACUCUGAGGGUUUGUCUACGAGAAAAAUACAGACUUCCUAAAAGUGAGCAGGACGAGAACAUGAUCCAGAUAGCAGGAGAUGACGUGGACGUUCCCGAGGAGCUGCUGAAGAUGGUGGAUGAGGAUGCCACGGAGGAGGAGGAGAAGGACUCCAUCCUGGGGCAGAUGCAGAACUUACAGAACAUGGACAUGGAUCAGAUAAAAGAGAAAGCCAGUGCUACACUGACAGAGAUGAAGUCCAAAGCAGAGGAGAAGUGUUCUAUCAUGUAGCGGUUUAGCAAAUUCACACAUUUCUACAAACAGGUUGGGUUUUUGAAAUACAGUUUUGAAAAACUUUUUUUGACAUGUCUUCAAAUGAAAUUUCAUAUGAAAGCAUGUCAGAAGAAGUCACUCAAGUUCUAGGUUCCCAAAAGCUGCAAGAUUCUGGCUCUAGAUCAGCCUUUCAGCUUCUCUUGCUUGGCUCCCAAAUGAUGUUGUAGUCUAUUCCCUCAUUUUCCUUUUUUUUCUUUUUCUUUUUUUUUUUUUCUUUUUUUUGUUGUUGUUGUUGUUGUUGUUGAAAUUUUACAUGUAAAUAUAUCUAACAAACAUCUAACUUGAACCUGAGGUGGAGAAGCUACGUUUAAAUCCCCCUCCUGCUUUUUUGCACAAGGUAUGAGACAAAUGUUAUGCUGUUAUUUCUUGUUCUUUUUGUUUUUCUCUGUCUCUUUUUUUGACCGUCUAGCAUUGACACAUAUGAUAUUGUCAUACUCAUUAGGAUUCUUUAGUCAUAUGUAUUAAGUUUUUAUGUGAAGUAAAUAGGCAUCGGAUUGUAAACAGAUUAAACACAUGAAUAAAUGCAUUUGUGAUCAAAAUAAGUACAUGUCUGUGAGAUUUUCGUGGCCAUAACAACUUAUUGUGUCAAUAUUUUAUACCAUGUAGCUGUAUAUUUACAAGAAAACAACUAAAUCCGGUAAAAAGGGUCUGAAAAACAUUUUAUUUAGCUACUCAGAUGAAAAGAUGUUACCACAUGACUAGACAGGAGAAAAAU